Molecule: messenger RNA, 2816 nt
Organism: Amphiprion ocellaris (clown anemonefish)
Lineage: Eukaryota; Metazoa; Chordata; Actinopteri; Pomacentridae
Gene: nptx2b
Product: neuronal pentraxin IIb
Exons: 5
Coding region: 306-1622 (438 amino acids)
Source: RefSeq, a predicted model, not a curated record
CUGUCUGAUCAGCACCACACUGCGCGCUCUGCUUGCGCCAGGAAUAGUCCCGCUAACACAAGCCACAUUAACGGGCUUACAGUGACAGACUCACACCUGAUCGGAUUUUCCACUCAGAAUUUUCUUCGUUUUUUGCUGCUUGGUCAUUGCACUACUUUGUAAAUUUACUUAUACGUGACGUGUGAUUGUGUGGACCUGUUUGGAACACACGUUUACGCACGAAACUUGAAAAGUGGACUUCAUCUGAGACUGCUGAGGGCUUUCGUCUUUUCCCCUGGCUUCCCUUAAGGAUAAACGCCGUCGAUAUGUCUUCAUUCUUGUAUGGUUUGUUAUGUUUUUGCGCUCUGGGUUGCGGUCAAUUAACGAGCGCCCAACCGGAUGAUGGAAAGCGGUACAUCUGCCGGGCAGUACCCCUCAGCGGAGAUGCUAGCUGCCCUGUGACAUUGUUGCCUGAUCUAAGCACCGGGGGCCAGGAAGAGGAGCUCAGAAAUACUGUCAUGCAGCUACGGGAGACGAUUUUACAACAGAAAGAAACGAUUUCUAAACAGAUCGGCACCAUUAACGAGCUGACCACCAAGUUGUCCCUCUGCGCCUCAGCCAGCGACGACAGGGAGUACAACAAAGGGGGUUCAUGGGGUAAAGAAAAGCAAAACACAAUGGGGGAUGUUCCUAGAGAUCCAAACGACACAAUCGACAGUCUUGGAAAAACCAUGCAGGGGCUCAAGGACCGGCUGGAGAACUUAGAGCAACAGCAAAUGAGGGCCAACAUAUCUGGCGCCUCGUUCCCCAGUGAGCUCCGCGACUUGCUGCAGCGUCGCCUCGGGGAGCUGGAGAAACAGCUCCUGAACAAAGUGAGCAACUUGGAGCAAGAGAAGAGCAUGCUGUCUAACGCUACAGCUGCCUACAGGUUGAAAACUGAGAGCACUCUGAACGCCCUGGUGGAGAGGAUCAGUGAGCUGGAGAAAGGUGGAGGAGAUUUUAAAUCCCCAGAACAGUUCAAACUUUCUCUCCCCCAGCGGACCAACUACUUAUAUGGCCGCAUCACCAAGAGCCUCCCAGAGAUGUACGCCUUCACACUCUGCAUGUGGAUCAAGUCCAGCGCCAGUCCUGGCAUUGGGACGCCUUUCUCUUACGGUGUUCCAGGGCAGGCAAAUGAGAUUGUGCUGAUUGAAUGGGGCAACAACCCAAUUGAGCUGCUCAUCAAUGACAAGGUUGCCCAGCUGCCCCUGGAGGUACGUGACGGCAGGUGGCACCACAUCUGCAUCUCCUGGACCACAAGGGACGGCCAGUGGGAAGCUUACCAAGACGGGGACAAGCUGGGAACCGGUGACAACCUGGCGGCCUGGCAUCCCAUCAAACCUGGAGGAGUCAUCAUUCUGGGGCAGGAGCAGGACGUGGUUGGUGGGCGCUUUGACGCCGGACAGGCUUUCGUAGGCGAGCUGAGUCAGGUGAACAUUUGGGACCGUGUUCUGAAGCCGGUGGAGAUCCAGUCUAUGGCGAACUGCACUUCUUACAUCCCCGGGAACGUAAUCUCCUGGCUAGCAAGCAAUGUUGAAGUCUUCGGGAGGGGAGCUUUCAAACGGCCCUUGGAGGUGUGUCAGGAGCGGCUGCCCAACACUUAAAGUCCAGUGUUUCCAUCCACUCAGCAUUUAAAAAAAAAAUAAAAAAUCCUCUGCUCUUACUGUGAGGCAGCUCAUGGACUUUAUUUUAUAGAUGGAUGUGUGAUAAUGUUGUGUCAUCUGCUUUGCACAGGAGGUGGGAUUUCUGUAAAAGCUCCAAAGCCUAAACUGACGUCGCAGCUGUAACAUUUUGACAGUUAGAUAUGUAGCAGUGAAUGUGGGAAACACACCCAAGCGCAAAUUGUAAUGUGGGUCCAUGUAAGCACAGGCGCAUUUCUAGAGAGCUCAGUCCUGACAUUUCCUUCUGUACCACAAUUAAGGUACUUAAUUCCUUCAGUCCACUAACUAUAAUAACAUCCCCCACAAGUAUUAGAGCUAUGACCACCUUCCCACAGUCUCCCACACACUCCUCCGUUCACUCUUAAAGACUCUAAAGUGAAGAAAAUCCCACUUUAGUCCUAUACAGACGCACGCAAUGCACCACCGCUACUCCGAGGUCGUUACUGAUUCUGCUGCUGACAUGUGAGGUGCUGCUUCGUGCUGCGUGAGAGUGAGUAACAGGAUAGAUUAAAGGUCUGGCUAAUGUUUUGUCUUUUCCUUAGCCAAGCAAUGGACUUAGAGCCAACAUCGAUCAAACCUGUGAUCCUGACAUGUUCAGUCAUUUAAGGUGGGGAACAAACUUGGUCCCCCUGUCUGUUAUGUGGCUGAUAGGUGAGGCAUGUGUGCAAUAGAUCUAAUUCUCUGUUAGAAAUACUGCUGAUUUGGUUUUGCAGCUUGCAUAGUGAAAACCUUGUUAGGGAGCAACAUUUGCAUGCAUAUCUGACGCCAGUGAGUCUAUCACAGUGCUUUCUCCCUGAGCCUUUUCCAUUUGAAGAAUCGUGUUAAAAAUAUAUUCAUAGCAUCAAUGUUGUGAAUUAUUUUUACUCGUGAUUUGUAACAUUGUUAGUAGAUUUGACUGUGCUUGCACAUUCAGAAUUUGUAAAUGUAUUUUUCCAUUAUUUAGUGUUUCCAUGCUGAAAAAAAUGUAGUUUUUUAUGUGGCCAGUCUGCAUAGCACAUGUAUAAGGUGUUGUCCAUGCUGUCCUGUGGCCUUCUUCGAAAUGCUUAAGUGCCAUUGAAUGUUUUCUAAGUGUUAAAAAUCAUUUGCUUUGCCAAAAAAAUGGAAAUGUGGAAAAUAAAUAGAACAUGUGCUGCAAAA